UAUCCGUCACUGCCGCACCUGCGCGUCUUGUAAAACCCAGAGAGGAUUCGGAAAGGAGUCGGAAAGUCAGGCUGGGGUGAUUAUACAAGGAGGUCUGUAAACACUGCAUAAAGGAGUCAAAACUCAGAAGUCCUCUUUAUAUUGUCGCUAUUUAAGGUUCAAUACUAGCUCAGCGUUUGCGGUCAGCCGGUGAACUGUAGGCGACCCAGAGCGCUUCUACCAGCUGGACAAACAAUAAACAUCUCUUUGCUGUCACAUCAUGAACCCCGAAUAUGACUACUUAUUCAAGCUUCUUCUAAUUGGAGAUUCAGGGGUUGGAAAAUCCUGCAUUCUUUUACGAUUUGCAGACGACACCUACACAGAGAGUUUCAUCAGCACUAUCGGAGUGGAUUUCAAGAUCCGGACUAUUGAGUUGGAUGGAAAAACUAUUAAACUGCAGAUAUGGGACACUGCUGGACAGGAGAGAUUCCGAACGAUUACAUCCAGUUACUACAGAGGAGCUCACGGGAUCAUUGUCGUGUAUGAUGUUACAGACCAGGAGUCCUACAACAAUGUGAAACAGUGGCUGAAGGAAAUUGACCGCUAUGCGAGUGAGAACGUCAACAAACUACUUGUAGGGAACAAGUGUGACCUCACUACAAAAAAAGUUGUGGACUACACCACAGCUAAGGAGUUUGCUGACUCUCUUGGCAUCCCCUUCCUUGAGUCGAGUGCCAAAAAUGCCACAAACGUGGAGCAGGCCUUCAUGACCAUGGCAGAGGAAAUAAAGAAACGAAUGAGACCAGGGACUUCAGGGGGUUCAGAGAAGCCUGAUCUGAAAAUCGAAAGCACCCCAGUACAACAGUCAGGUGGUGGGUGCUGUUAGGACACUCUCAUAUAUUCUCAGGGAGAGUGAUGAGCAGACAGGUUUUGAGGAUGGGACACUAAUGAGUAUUGUGUGGAGGUGGCAAAUCUGGAUAUUAGUGACAGACUUUCUCCUAUGAUGUUUAACAAAAGAAGCCCUCACAUGGCUCCUCCCAUGUUUUUGUUUACAUGUUUAAAAAUGAAGAUAAAAGCACAGGCACAUGUUGAUUAAGAUUAAAAAAAAAUUAUGAAAUAUGUCCAGAUCACUGUGUAACAACAAUUGAUCCAUUAAUAUGAUUAUUCAAAAAUACUUUAUAAUCUGCACACUGGGAGUUGCAGCUCGCUGAAUUGGUGCCUUUUCUUGUUCGUGCUUUACAAGAAGAUCUGUGCCAGAGUUGUUGAGUGGUUAUUGCAAGUAUUAUACAUCAGCUUAGUAAGGCUCUGACUUUCCAAACGUAUGUGGAGUUAACUGUGGUUCUGUAAAAAUAAACUAUGUUGUUUUGUGUUCA
Messenger RNA from Myxocyprinus asiaticus (Chinese sucker), 1352 nucleotides. RefSeq names its product RAB1B, member RAS oncogene family b (gene rab1bb). The coding region runs from base 260 to 865 and encodes 201 amino acids. The transcript is spliced from 6 exons. Gene Ontology annotation, molecular function: GTP binding; GTPase activity. NCBI's taxonomy places the organism in Eukaryota, Metazoa, Chordata, Actinopteri, Cypriniformes, Catostomidae. The record is from RefSeq and is a predicted model, not a curated record.